Molecule: messenger RNA, 2031 nt
Organism: Nematolebias whitei (Rio pearlfish)
Lineage: Eukaryota; Metazoa; Chordata; Actinopteri; Cyprinodontiformes; Rivulidae
Product: protein kinase C beta type
Exons: 17
Coding region: 1-1971 (656 amino acids)
Biological process (GO): protein phosphorylation
Molecular function (GO): diacylglycerol-dependent serine/threonine kinase activity; ATP binding; zinc ion binding
Source: RefSeq, a predicted model, not a curated record
AUGGCAGACUCUGCGGCGACUAACAGCGACGGGGAGGACGGACUCAAGCAGCCCGUGCGGGGCUUCGCGCGCCAGGGAGCUCUCCGGCAGAAGAACGUGCACGAGGUGAAGGACCACAAAUUCAUCGCGCGCUUCUUCAAACAGCCCACCUUCUGCAGCCACUGCACCGACUUCAUCUGGGGGUUUGGCAAGCAGGGAUUCCAGUGUCAAGUGUGCUGUUUUGUGGUUCACAAACGUUGCCAUGAGUUCGUCACCUUCUCCUGCCCCGGCGCUGAUACAGGACCCGCCUCAGAUGACCCGAGGUCAAAGCAUAAAUUUAAGAUCCACACCUACUCUAGUCCAACUUUCUGUGACCACUGUGGCUCUCUACUCUACGGCCUCAUACACCAGGGCAUGAGAUGUGACCACUGCAUGAUGAACAUCCACAAGCGCUGUGUGCCCAACGUGCCCAACCUGUGCGGUACGGACCACACCGAGAGGAGAGGCCGCAUUGAGAUCAGCGCUGAGGUCAAGACUAAUGUUCUCACUGUUACCAUUAAACAAGCCCGAAACCUGAUUCCCAUGGACCCCAACGGUCUGUCAGACCCCUACGUGAAGCUCAAGCUGAUCCCAGAUCCCCGCAGCGAAAGCAAACAGAAGACCAAGACUAUAAAGUGCUGCCUGAACCCCGUCUGGAACGAGACCUUCAAAUUCCACCUGAAGGAGCACGAUAAGGACCGCCGUCUGUCCGUGGAGGUGUGGGACUGGGACUUGACCAGCCGCAACGACUUCAUGGGAUCACUGUCCUUCGGCAUCUCGGAGCUCCAGAAACUAGGAGUGGACGGAUGGUUUAAGCUGCUUUCUCAGGAAGAAGGCGAGUACUUCAAUGUUCCUGUGGCUCCAGAGGGGGAGGAGGGCAACGAGGAGCUACGGCAGAAAUUUGAGAGAGCUAAAAUCGCAGUUGGAAAAAACGCAGAGGGCAAGUCGGCGAAUGCAGCGUCACGGUUUGACUCCAACGGCAACCAAGAUCGCAUAAGGCUGUCUGACUUUAACUUCCUCAUGGUGCUGGGGAAGGGCAGCUUUGGCAAGGUGAUGCUGGCCGAGCGUAAAGGAACAGAGGAGCUGUACGCUAUAAAGAUCCUGAAGAAGGACGUUGUUAUCCAGGACGACGACGUGGAGUGCACCAUGGUGGAGAAGAGGGUGUUAGCAUUGACUGGAAAGCCCCCGUUCCUAACACAGCUGCACUCCACCUUCCAGACCAUGUUUCGUAUCAGAAAACAAUACUUCUAUGCUGCUGAGAUAGCCAUUGGUCUUUUUUUCCUCCAUCAAAAGGGCAUCAUCUACAGAGACCUGAAGCUGGACAACGUGAUGCUGGACUGCGAAGGCCAUAUUAAGAUAGCGGACUUUGGCAUGUGUAAAGAAAAUAUGAACGAUGGAGUCACAACCAAGACAUUCUGUGGCACUCCAGACUACAUCGCUCCUGAGAUUAUAGCCUACCAGCCUUAUGGAAAGUCUGUGGACUGGUGGGCCUUUGGCGUUUUGCUGUAUGAGAUGUUGGCCGGACAGCCUCCGUUUGACGGCGAAGAUGAGGACGAGUUGUUUCAGUCCAUAAUGGAGCAUCAUGUGUCCUAUCCCAAGUCCAUGUCAAAGGAGGCUGUCGCCAUAUGUAAAGGACUGAUGACGAAGCAUCCAGCGAAGCGGCUGGGCUGCGGUCCGGAAGGCGAGAGAGACAUCAGGGACCACAGCUUCUUCCGCUACAUGGACUGGGAGAAACUGGAGAACAAGGAGGUGCAGCCGCCGUUCAAACCCAGAGCUUGCGGACGGGAGGCUGAGAACUUUGACCGUUUUUUCACUCGCCAUCCGCCGGUGCUGACGCCACCUGACGAGGAAGUGAUUCAAAACUUGGACCAAGACGAGUUCCAGGGAUUCUCCUAUAUCAACUCGGAGUUCCCAGGAAACGCUGCCACCACCGCUGCCGCCGAGCAGGCUUGAUUUCAGCCCACAGACAUGGACACACAGAUAUGACUCAGUAAACCCGACACAGAAAUACAC